Talpa occidentalis (Iberian mole) is the source of this 4780-nucleotide messenger RNA. It is a transcript of the gene NUP42, whose product is annotated as nucleoporin 42. The transcript is spliced from 7 exons. The record is from RefSeq and is a predicted model, not a curated record. Gene Ontology annotation, molecular function: metal ion binding; nuclear export signal receptor activity. NCBI's taxonomy places the organism in Eukaryota, Metazoa, Chordata, Mammalia, Eulipotyphla, Talpidae. The coding region runs from base 115 to 1374 and encodes 419 amino acids. Gene Ontology annotation, cellular component: nuclear envelope.
UUUCCGGGCGCGAAGAGAUGACGUCACGUAGCGGCCCGAGCCCUAGGGUGGUUAAGUGCUCUCCGUUUGCCUAGAGUGUUGAGUGAAGACCGCUCCGUCCGCGUUACCAUCGCGAUGACCAUUUGUCAGUACUUCCUCCAAGGCCGGUGCCGCUUUGGAGACCGGUGCUGGAACGAACAUCCCGGCGCCAGGGGUGCGGGCGGGGGACGGCAGCAGCAACCCUCAGGUAGUAACAGACGUGGAUGGAAUACCACCAACCAGAGGUAUUCCAGUGUCAUCCAGCCAUCCAGUUUCUCCAAGUCCUCACCAUGGGGGGGCAGCAGAGAUCAAGAAAAGUCAUCUUUCAGUUCCUUCGAUUCUGGAACUUCAACUGGCAGAAAUUCAGGAUUUGGAUUAUCUCAGAACCCAUUUGCAUCUCUUAGCUCUGAUGAGCAGAAAGGUGAAAAGAAGCUUUUAGAAGGAAUUGUAAGAGAUAUGGAAGUUUGGGAAUCAUCAGGACAGUGGAUGUUUUCGGUUUAUUGUCCAGUGGAAAAGAAACCUAAUAUUUCAGGUUUUACAGACAUUUCACCAGAGGAGUUGAGGCUUGAGUACCAUAACUUCUUAACCAGCAAUAACUUACAGAGUUAUCUGAAUUCUGUCCAACAAUUAAUAGAUCAGUGGAGGAAAAGGAUAAAUGAACUGAAAAGUCUAAAUACAUCAACUAAUAUAUCUUUGCUCUCUGAUGUGAAGGUUGGAGUAAAUCAAGCGGCACCUUCAUUUGGAUUUGGCAGUGGGCAGACAACAACAUUUGGGUCACCAGGUUUUCCAGUGAAUAACAGAAGUGAUAAUGCUCAGAAUUUUAGUUUUAAAACAAGCUCUGGAUUUGGCAGUACCCCUUCUGGAAGCCCUUCUGUGUUUGGGAGUACACCAGCAUUUGGAGCUGUACCCUCUACCAGUUCUGCCAUCACUACUUCUGCUACAACUUUUGGAUUUGGGAAAGCUGAAACCACAUCUGCUGCUUCAUUUUCAUUUAAAAACCCUGCAGCUUCCAGUUUUGGAUCAACUGGAUUUUCAGGAUUUCCACCUCCCAUGGCGUCAGGUCCUGCUGGCGCUCCAGUGGCUCCAGUCUUUGGAAGCAGCAGUUCUACAGCUGGUUUUGGUAGUCCAAACUCACAUUCUCACACUGCUUUUUCCAAGUCACCCAAUGGCGCCUUUGGAAAUAGUGGCAUAUCCACCUCGCUCCCAGGCUCACUUGGCAGUACCACAACAGAUAAUGUAUUAUUCACACCUAAGGAUCAGCUGUCAGCAGAAGAACUAGAACAAUUUCAAUCCAAGAAAUUUACACUAGGAAAAAUUCCAUUAAAGCCACCACCUAUGGAACUUCUAAACAUUUAAAAUGGCAAUUUAAAUACCAAAAAGAACAGCUUUUAAAUUUAUUUUGAGUGAUUCAUAUAAAACAGCAGAUGUAUACAUGUAUACAUAUACACACACAUAUGUGUAUAUAUAUAUUUAUAAAGAAUAUAAGCUUUCAGUAAUCUUAGGGGUUUUGAAAUUUAACUUUUUUCCCCUUGAGCUAAUUUAAGUAAAACACUCAGCAAGAGAUUUUUUUUUUUGCCAUAAUUAUGAAUGGAACUGAAAAAAACUCAAUGUGCACUGAAUAAAUUGCAUUUCUCAUUCUACGUUACUUAACUGGCUUACCCUUUAAACAUUUUUUUUAGAAGGAGAUAAUUUUUAGAACAUUUAGGGGGGAAAUGCUUAAAUACUUAGCCCACUUACCAAAUAAAUCUGAGUAGCAUGAUUUUCCUUCUUGUUAAAGACUCUCUUAAAGAAAGAAAUAAUAGUUUUUGAUAUAGAGGGUGACAAUUUUUAUUUUGGGGACCAAGGAAGCAUUUUUAUGAACUCAUUUUGUUCCCCUGUUGAUUUUGAUAGUCUCAUGGGUAACCACAUGAGUUCUCUUUAACAAUUUUAAGCUAAUACUAUCUUGGCCUAGUUUUCGUAUAAUUUAUUUCUCAUAUUAUCUUAACAAGUAGAUGAAUUUUAAGGAUAGAAAUUGUGAUUUCAUAUGAAUAAAUAUUUAUAUAAAUAAAUAUAUAAUGGGAUCAGAAUCAACUAUUUCUAGAACUUCAGUUAGACUUCUCAGACAUGUUUGGAUGUCAGAUUGAGGGAAAAAGAUCUUGUGUAUUUUAUAUAUGGAUGAUCCAGGAAGCAAAGUCCUGUCAUGGAUUCAGGCAUAUGUGUUAGAGCCAUGCUUCUUUCUCAGGCCUCAAAAAUAACACAGCUAGUACUGCCAGAUCAUCUAGCUAACAUAGUUCUGCUAUUCAGCUGAUUUUUUUUUAAGUGAAAGUAAAACCUUACAUAAAAAUAAUCCAAAUGAUUUCAGUGUAUUUGAAAAGGAUUCAGUUCGAAGUAUUAUAUGUCUUUGAAUUACAAAGUUCUGGAAUCCCAGCAUUUGGGAAUGUGUACUCAAGGAGUAUGCAUUUGAAAACAUUUGGGGUUUAGAGAUGUUCAAUAGACCAUAAAUUUUUGCUUUCUUAAGCUCUAAAAGACUUUCCAAUGUUGAUUCAACUUAUGACUGACUCCUAGAUGUUCCUACCUGUAUGGAAAUAACCCUGGUUACUUGUAGAUUUGUUGCAGGCUUACCAGAUGGUGGCACAUGUUCUUGCUGUCUAUAGGGUAACUGAUAAACACCUAGAUAUAAUGGGAUACAUCAGUAUAACUAUAGCAUAACCACCAAAAGUACAGGUACAGAAUGAUAUGAAUGAUAUAUCAUUUAAAGUACAAAAUGUAAAACACUGUAUCAUAUAGAAACAUAGUAAAAGAAUAACAGCAUGAGAAUAAUAAGCAUUCAGUCUCCCCUUUAUCAAAAAGAAAAAGUCAGGCAAAGCAUUACUGGAAUUACCUAUUAAUUCAGAAGCUACUCAACUCAGGAACAUUUACGUAAUUCAGUAGAGAAAACAUCACUGUGUAAGAAAAAGCUUGCUUCAUUAAAAGUUCCCUGAUGAUAUGGACUCACCAAAUGCAAAUGCAAGAUUAGGAAUUCAGUCCUACAAGACCCCCUUAAGUAGGUUUGGAAGCAGGCUCUGAAGGAUCUGGGAAGUCCCAAAAAAAGUAUCAAAAAUAAUAUGUACACAGGACCUGCGAAGAAUACAUACAAAUGCUACAAAGUAGUUAACAGUCCUGAGGGGCCAUCAGCCUGUGGUAACUUCCAGAGAAAAUGAAUUUUUUUUUAAAGUUUUGAAAGGGAAGUGAAAUCAGUGGGAAGGAGAAAUACCCAAAAUAGCCAGAAGAAAAUCUAGAGAUAAACCUAGCCUGGGAAGAUUACAUUAACUUUAUAAAAGAGUCUGAGAAACCUUAUCUCUUCAAGGAAUCUUUACUAAAUGGGUAAACUUGGGCAGGUUAACUUUUCUAAUCUUACCUGAAGAAUAGGUAAUAUCCACCACCCACUGAUUAUGUGAAUCAAUAAUGUAAUGUAUUUAGCAGAGAAAUUAUACUCAGUAAUUCCAUUAUUGAGCAAAACUGCUUAUUCAAUAUAAAGAGUUCAGAUAAAAAUACAUAAAAUAAAAAUUGUAUUCCACUUCCCCAGAAACAUUGUAUUUAACAUUCUUGUAUAUGGUUCACGUGUUUUUAUUCUUUUUAUACAUUCUAAUAGUUUUCAGUGGUAAUCAUGAUUUUGCACCUUGUCACUUAACAGAGUCUCUUGAACCUUCAAUGUCAGCACAUAGAUUAACUGUUUUUUAAAGGUCAUAUGGUAGCCAUUGUUUAUUAAUUCAUUUAACCAUGUCCCUGGUUGUGGGCCAACAACCCUUCAGCAAGACAUCCUGGAGCAUACAUGUAUAUUGUAGAAUGUCUUACUGAAGACCUUUGCGUAUAUAUACAUAUAUAUGUAAAUAUAUCUUUACACCAUUGUUGAAUUUUUGUAAGAAGUAAGAAACACUGAGUUGAAGUAAGAAGUGUUUUGAUUUUACUAAAUUGCUCUUUGAAAUGUCAGUUUAUGCCCUCUUGUAAAAACAGGAGACACCAUUUAUGUGUCAAAGGAGAGUAGAUAAUGAUUUGGUUGUAAUUGAAUAUAUACAGUGGAUAAUGAUUUUGUUGUAGGCAACAUGAGGACAGGGGGCUUGAUCAGCAAUGGUCAUUAAGCUCCUACCAGGGAGUCCCCUGGAGUAGAACCACAUGGAAGUUUUGGAUCUUGUGCAUUUUCCUCCCCUCAAAAUAGCUGGAGAAAAAGGAUUCCCAACUGCUCCAAUAUGUUACUACUCUGCAGACCAGAAAUUAUGUUUACCAGUAUUGAAUGUCCAAAUCCACCAUUGACCAUAAGGAUGGAUCUCAUCAAAGCAGAAAGAAAACAAAAAACAUUGGCAGAAAGUCGAACCUUAGGCAGCUCACUAAUGAGGAUGGAGUGGAGAAAGAUGGAGCUAAGAAACAGCUCCAGCUUUCUAACUGACCAAGCAGUUUCUAACAUACCAAACCUGAAUCUGUCAUCUUGAAGAUAUGGAACUGCAACACCUCUGCAUCCCCCUCCUCUCAGCUCCGGCAUAGCCAACCUAAGCCCUGGGAGGCCAUCUCCUGUGACCAGCACAUCUGCGGAGCCCAGAGUGCCCUGCACUUGUUCCCACCUGCCGCAGACAGGACAGCAGAUGAAGUUCUCUGCCAUUAACGAAGACCCAGAGUCUAAAUGAAUAUGCAGUGGGGGAAGCUGGGGAGAGUGCCAUCAAAGCAGCUCUGCCUUUCACUCCUGCAGCCCAAGCUUUUAUUAAAGAUAUGAACAAAGGAACAAGAAAAUAGCACAUAAUUGUGUUUUUGC